This is a messenger RNA of Adineta ricciae, 627 nucleotides long. The record is from the annotation of a GenBank genome assembly. Lineage: Eukaryota; Metazoa; Rotifera; Eurotatoria; Adinetida; Adinetidae.
AUGGGCAAUCGACAGAAAGGCCGCGAAACGCAAGCAUGGGAACUCGAUGCGAUAUCCAAUUUAGUUGGUAUUCCUCGUAAUCAAUUAGAAAACAUUUACAGAGAUUUUCGUCGUGUAUCCAAAGGUUAUCUCCUCGACAAAUAUGAAUUUCGUCGAAUUUACAAAGAUUUAAUACAGCAGUCACCGAAUAAUGUUACUAUGUCACACUUAUCAGCUUACGAAGAGAAUCGACUGAAUAAUGCAACAGCUGAUCGAAUAUUUAAAACAUUCGAUCGAGACAAUACCGGUCGUCUAACAUUCGACGAAUUUAUAUCAGCUUACAUUAUGUUACAAAGUUCAAUUAGUCCUCAGACACGCUUAGAUUUCCUUCUGAAUCACUAUUCUCAAAACGAUGGCUACAUAACACCGAACAUGGGCCGACGUGUCAUUCAAGACAUGUCGGAUCUAUACGGUGUUAAUACUGAUUAUCAACAAGUUUGGAGAAAUCUAGAAUCGAAUCACGGCGUAAAAAACGGACUGGUGCCUCAACAAGCUUUCACUGAAUAUUUCAUCAAUCACCCAGCCUAUUCGUCAGCAUUUUAUAAGGGCGUAGAAAUCCCUCUACCACCACCAUCGCCACAAUUGUAG